AUGGUAGACUCCACGCGUGUUUUUGCUCUUAGCCUCAUCUGGCGAUUACUCACAAACUCAGGCUCGUUGUGGGUUGCAUGGACAAAACACAAUCUGCUUCGUCGGCGAUGCUUCUGGGAUGUGAACGACACUGGUUCUGGCUCGUGGAUCUGGCACAAGCUCCUUAAGCUUUGGCAACAGGCUGCCUCUUAUCUGCGAUCUGAGAUCGGUAACGGUAGGCACACUCUAUUCUGGUUUGAUAAUUGGCUUGACAUGGGAAGGCUGCUUGAUGUUGCAGGUGACUCUGGCACUCAGUUCCUCGGUAUCACUCGCUAUGCAACUGUUGCUGAUGCAGCCACGUCUGGACAAUGGAGCAUUCGACGAUGUCGCAGCUAUCACCUACGGGCGAUGAUAGCUCGCAUCCACGAUGUUCCAGCUCCGGUAGUGGAUGCAGAACGUGACAAAAUGCUAUGGCGACACGGGGAGGACGACUACAAAGCAUGGUUGUCUUCAUCGAGGACAUGGGAUCAAGUGCGAGAGAGAAGCCCCACAGUGACAUGGAGUGAGUUGGUUUGGUUUCCACAAGCUAUACCUCGUUUCUCUUUCAUUGCAUGGCUUGCUGUUCGCAACAGUCUCUCUACAGGCGAUCGCACUCAAGCUUGGGGUGAGCACCAAUACUGUCACCUCUGUGGUGAGCCACAGGAAAUGCGAGAUCACAUCUUUUUUGGCUGUCCAUAUACGUAUACGGUCUGGACAGAGACGAUCGGAUCACUACUUCCGAGACCAACCCAGACUGGAACAUCACUAUCACAAUGCUCCUCUCUAGGCGUAGAACAGCCACUGUCACUUGCUUGCUUCGUCUCUCAUUUCAAGCCGUGGUACAUAGUGUUUGGUGUGAACGAAAUAGACGCAAACACAACAAUGGUUUGCAUACAACACAUGAACUCAUUAAGAAGAUUGACAAGCUUAUCCGAAACAGAGUGUCCUCCUUGCGUCACAAAAAUGUUGCUUUCUAUGGCAGCAUGA
Molecule: messenger RNA, 1005 nt
Organism: Brassica napus (rape)
Lineage: Eukaryota; Viridiplantae; Streptophyta; Magnoliopsida; Brassicales; Brassicaceae
Exons: 1
Coding region: 1-1005 (334 amino acids)
Source: RefSeq, a predicted model, not a curated record